Messenger RNA from Manis pentadactyla (Chinese pangolin), 3704 nucleotides. It is a transcript of the gene IL18R1, whose product is annotated as interleukin 18 receptor 1. NCBI's taxonomy places the organism in Eukaryota, Metazoa, Chordata, Mammalia, Pholidota, Manidae. Bases 450 to 2072 code for a protein of 540 amino acids. The record is from RefSeq and is a predicted model, not a curated record. The transcript has 11 exons. Gene Ontology annotation, biological process: interleukin-18-mediated signaling pathway; positive regulation of type II interferon production. Gene Ontology annotation, molecular function: interleukin-18 binding; interleukin-18 receptor activity.
CGCAUCCCCUCACCCGGAGGACGCCCCCCCACCGAGGAGCACCCCCAGAGCGGGAGCAAUCCCGUGGAGGAACAUCCCAGGCUGCACGCGGCAGGAGCAGCGCCCCUCUUGGAGCAGCCCGGACUGGAGCACCCCCGCAGAGGAACACCCUCGGGCCCGGGGCAGCGUCCCACCUGGAGCCUAGACGAGUGUCGGGGCCAGCGGCUGCCAGAUGCUUUUUCUGUCUUUCUUUCUGUUCCUUUUUGUUUUUUCAGCCUUUUCUAGUUGCCUAAUCUUAAUCACACUUGCGGCUUCCCUCUGCGCUGUCUUGUUUCACAGUGUUAGGGAGGCAGCAACUUGCUGCUUCUCACCUGCCUUCUGAACCGCCCAGGCCAUCCCUUCGCCACCAGUGUGAACGAGGGGCCGCUGCCCCGCCCCAGCCCAGGGACACCCCUCUGUGCAGAGAAACCAUGCACCACAGAGGGCUGCCCUUGACACUUUUGAUACUUAUGUUUAUAAACACCUCAGAGGAGACUUGCACUUCACGUCCUCACAUUACGGCUGCUGAAGGGGAACCUUUCUACCUGCAAUAUUGCCCACCUACGUCUGAGGAUGAGAAUGAAACAGACUCCAUAAAAUGGUACAAAACCAGUGGAUCACGUGGGAAGGUUGAGCUAGGCUCAAGCAGCUCACCCAGAAUUACUUUGCAUGGUUAUGUUUUGGAGUUUUGGCCAGUUGAGUUGGAUGACAGUGGACGUUACACUUUCCAAAUGGGAAAUUAUUCUUAUGAUUGGACAUUAAAUGUCAUUGGAAGAAGUAAAGACAGCUGUUUUACUGAAAAACAAAUAAUUAGUAAAACUGUGGAAGUUAAAAAAUCCUUGCAGGUUUUCUGUGAACAUAAUUACUAUCAAAAAGUGGUCAACAGAACAUCAUUGUAUAAGAACUGUGAAAAGAUAGAAAACAACAAAGACCCAUUUUUAAAGAAAAAUGCUGAGUUUAGAGAUCAGGGAUAUUACACCUGUGUGUUCUUCCUUCCUCAUAAUGGAAAACUAUUUAAUGUCACCAAAACCUUCAAAAUAACAGUAAUUAAAGAUCGCAGUAAUAUAAAUCCAGUUCUUCUUGGACCAAAGCUUACUUAUGUUAAAGUGGAAUUAGGAAAAGAUGUACAGCUCAACUGCUCUGCUUUGCUGAAUGAAAAGGAUGUAGUUUACUGGAACUUCUGGAGAGCAAAUGGAAGUGAUCCUAAUGUACAUGAAGAGGAAGGAAUAAGAAUUAAGACUUCAGAAGGCAAAUGGCAUGCUUCAAAAAUACUGAGAAUUGAAAAUGUUAAUGAAAACAAUCUACAUUUUUCAUAUAAUUGCACUGUGGCCAGUGAGGGAGGCAUAGACACCAGAAGCUUCAUCCUGUUGAAAAAAGAAGAUCUGGUUGAUAUCCCCGGCUACGUCUUCACCACAGGAAUGAUCAUAGCUGUUUUGAUCUUGGUGGCAGUUGUGUGCCUAGUGACUGUGGGUGUCAUUUAUAGAGUUGACGUGGCUCUAUUUUAUAGACAUUUUAUAGGAAGAGAUGAAACAUUAACAGAUGGAAAAACAUACGAUGCUUUUGUGUCUUACCUGAAAGAAUGCCAACCUGAGCACGGAGCGGAGCACACCUUUGCCGUGGAGACUCUGCCCAGGGUGUUGGAGAGACACUUUGGGUAUAAGUUAUGCAUAUUUGAAAGGGAUGUGGUUCCUGGAGGAGCUGUUGUUGAUGAAAUCCACUCACUGAUAGAGAAAAGCCGGAGACUCAUCAUUGUCCUAAGUAAAAGCUACAUGUCUAAUGAAGUCAGGUAUGAACUUGAAAGUGGUCUCCAUGAAGCUCUGGUGGAAAGGAAAAUUAAAGUCAUCUUGAUUGAAUUCACACCGGUCAGUGACUUCUCAUUCCUGCCCCAAUCACUAAGGCUUUUGAAAUCUCACAGAAUUCUGAAGUGGAAGGCUGACACUUCCCUGUCUUAUAACUCAAGGUUCUGGAAAAAUCUUCUCUAUCUGAUGCCUGCAAAAAUGGUCAAGCCAUGUAGGGAUGAAUCUGAAGUCUUUCCUGUUCUUUCACAGUCUUGAUUCAGAAAAGCCAAAUGUGAAAAAGGCCUCCAGACGCUCUGGGGAUUGAGGCAUAUGAGCCUGUUUUUAACAAAGGGCAUUAUUCAAAAUAGUUGAUUCUAUGAAAAUCCCGCUCACAGUGUGAAGAUGAAACUGGUCAUUAGGUUGCCAGGGAUGAGACUCAGCACUGUGCUGUGGUCUUGAGCUCCCCGGAGAACCUGGCCUUCACAAGAAAUGAAUCUCCUGUUUCCCCCUCAUCUCUCACUGGAUGCAGGGGCUCGCCCUCAAUCCCAUCUUCAGCAACUGUAAGCCUGGACAUGAUGCAAACGGCUUAGGCCUCACAAAACGGCAACAGGGCCCUUGGAGCCCUUAGGCCCUGCCCAGGGCCUGAGCAUAAUCGGACCAAUUGCGGGAACUUGUUAAAGGAAACCCAAACCACUGUUUUGUCUUUCAUAAGAAACACACACUUUAAUUCAAAUAAUUCUCUGAGUUUUUCAAAACUGGCCCAAAACAUUUGUUGAUUUUAUGUGAAUGUUUAUACACAGGAUGGGUGCCAGAUUUAAUAGCAAAAAAUGGUUUUUAUUUGCUUGAUUUUUUAAAACUUAUAUGUUUAAAAUGCCCUUAAGGUGGAGGCAGCCUCGUGGUUGUACAUCCAGGUUGCUUGAGCACAAAUCCUGAGUUUGCUGCUUACUACUGUGACCUCUGGAAUCUUUUCUAACUGAUCUGUGCCUCAGUUUCUCCAUCUGAACAAUUAGAGUUUAUAAUAAUUACACCUACCUUACAGGGGAACUAAAUGAAUAAAUGUAAAUUACAAAAGUUCUUAUUACAGAUUUAACAUUCUCAAAGUGCUGCUAUUACUGUUAUUGUUAUUAUUAUUAUUCAGAUUAAUUAUUUAUGAGUGAACUACAGUGGAAGCCAGAAAGCAGGAGAGAGAACGAGAUCUGGAAAGGCAGGUGGUUUGACACGAGGGUAUUUGUAUUUACAGAGAAGCAUGUGGAAGGAGUAUUUCAGCAGGGCAACAGGUAUUUCUUGCAGUCUGUUUCAGAGAAUCAGUGAAAGGCCAGCUCUCUAAAUGCAUAAAGAAAUACCUCAUGUGUGUCUAUUGGACUGGAAACAUGUGCAACUUUACCUUGGGAGAUAUAUGUAUCUGCCUCUGUACAGUGAGCUGAACACCAUGGGCCUCCUUGACCGCCUCAGCAGUGUGGCUGGCUGCAAAUCACUCAGUGAUACAUAUCAGCCUUGAUGACAAGGAAAAAGUUGAAUGAGGUUGGAGGCUGUUUAGAAUCUAUGUGUGCGGUGUGAGGGUUCCAGAGAAGCUCAAAGCAGAGACUGUUUAAAGCAAGUAGAAUAGAUAUUGCUGAAAAUCAAAGAAGAGCAAGAUUUUCAUUAUAUUUUUCAGUGUAAGAAAGUGAUAUAAUUUUUGUAGAGCUUACAAUUUUGUGUGCUAGUUGGAUGGGUAUGAAAAGAAAAAUAAUUUAAUUACUGACUUAAGCUUCAUAUGUGAAAAUAUAUGCUCAAGAGAAAUGUUUUGGCUAUCUUCAUAGUCUCUAAUAUAUACAGAAUGAUUUUGCUCUUCUCUUUUAUUAUGUGUGCUUAUAAUAUGUUAAAUGUAUUUAGUAUUAAAUAUGUUAAAUGUGUACAUUAAAAUAUGCU